Molecule: messenger RNA, 3257 nt
Organism: Dunckerocampus dactyliophorus (ringed pipefish)
Lineage: Eukaryota; Metazoa; Chordata; Actinopteri; Syngnathiformes; Syngnathidae
Gene: adck2
Product: aarF domain containing kinase 2
Exons: 8
Coding region: 338-2146 (602 amino acids)
Cellular component (GO): mitochondrion
Source: RefSeq, a predicted model, not a curated record
GUAAAGAAGCCAUCACACCCUGCAUUCAUCGCUGUUGUGGUGAUGACUGUGUUGGAGAAUAGCAAGAAUAUGAAGUCUAUGUGGAUGAAGAAUAAGUAACUUCGCUUCCUUACACCGACUAACUACACAGUUAUGCAAUUUAUUUUUCGUUUUUCUAGUAGGUAAAUAGUGAAGUGUAUAUUCAAGUUCUGUGUAGCAUGCUGCACUGUAGUAUGUUCUGUAAUGCUUUUCUACUUGUAGUAUGUUAGUUUGGUGUCACAAAUCGCAAGACUUAUUAUAGAACUUUUAAAUACUUUCCAGGCACAUGUGAGCCAGUUGUCUUAGUCAUAAUUAGUAUAUGAUGGCAGUGUUUGGAGCAAGAGCAGUUCUUCUAAACCUGAGGUCCACCUUUCAAAGAGCAGCCGUUUUUAGUAGAAGCACAUUAGUCAAGAGUUCCAGGCCUUGUCUAGUCAAGAGAAGGCAGAUUUUCAUCAACAUCCCCAAGGUUACAUUGCUGUGUUGGGGCACCACCGCCGGUGCAUCAUCCUUUGUAGCAAAAUGCCAAGAAGCCUCUGUGCCAGCACAAAUCAUCCCCAGGAAGUCCCUUGUCAAAGUCCAAGUGCACAGACUCGUAUUCCUCCUCCACCUUGGCCUGCGUGCUUUAGUCUUGCUCCUGAAAUUUGGCCCCAUUCUUCUCCUCUCCCCUUUGGUUCUGGUCUCCACUCGCUGGGCGUCAUUCUGGUUAGACGCCCUGCUGUGGGUGACGGAAAGCUCAGGUGCUACCUUCAUCAAGCUGGGCCAGUGGGCCAGCACCAGACGGGACAUCUUCUCUGAGGACUUCUGCGACCGCUUCUCCAGGCUCCACGUGAAGGUGCAACCCCAUCCCUGGGCUCACACCAAGCAGUGUCUCAAGAGGGCAUUCGGGGAUGGAUGGAAGAAGGUGUUGAUGUUCGAGAGCAAAGAGCCGGUGGGUUCAGGGUGCGUGGCGCAGGUUUACCGCGGCUGGGCCAAGAAGGACCAGGUGGACGACCCGGCCUUCCAGACGCUGGUUGAGGAGUUGGAUAAAGAGGACCUACUGGAAGCGUGGGAGAUUCCUGGUUUGGAAGGAGUGGCGAGCUCUCUGUGGAGUCUGUGGAAGGGGAACACUGAGGAUGAUGAGGGGCAGCAUGAGCAGAACAUCUCACAGAAAGAUCACAUACCUGUUGCCAUCAAGGUGGUCCAUCCAGGCAUCAAACGGCAGGUGGAGAUCGACCUGCUGCUGAUGAAGGCUGGUAGCUGGCUGCUGCACUGCCUGCCUGGACUCAAGUGGCUCAGCCUAUGCGAGAUAGUUGAUGAAUUUGAGAAGCUCAUGACCAAACAGAUCGACCUUCGUUUCGAGGCCAAGAACAUUGAGUGUUUUCGGGAGAACUUCCGCCAGGUGGACUAUGUGAAGUUCCCGACUCCCUUACGGCCUUUUGUCACCAGGACCAUUUUAGUUGAAACCUUCGAGGAGAGCGAGCCCAUUUCCAAUUACCUGCAAGGCGAGAUUCCUCAGGAGGUGAAGCAGAUGAUUGCCAGGAUGGGCGUCGACACCCUGCUGAAAAUGGUGUUUGUGGACAACUUCGUCCACGGUGAUCUCCAUCCAGGGAACAUCCUGGUGCAGCGCGUGGGCCCACCGGCGGGCUCCAAAGGCCGGGGGAAAACUACCCUCACCGACUUGUGGGACACGGUGGUGGUGAGCUUCCGACCUGAGCCGAGCCCUUUCAAGCUGGUGCUGCUGGACGCCGGCAUCGUUGCCCGGCUGAGCAAGCACGACCUGGCCAACUUCAAGGCCGUCUUUACCGCCGUGGUGCAGCGACAGGGGGAUCGCGUCGCAGAGCUGAUCCUCCAUCACGCUCGGGCCAACGAGUGCAAAGACGUGCCGCUCUUCAAGAAGGAGAUGGCGGAGCUGGUGGACGGAACCCUCAGCAGCACGCUGUCUCUUGGAAAGGUCCAAGUGGCGGACUUGCUGUCCAGAGUCUUUGGUCUCCUCAUCAAACACAAAGUGAAGCUGGAGAGCAACUUUGCGUCCAUAGUUUUUGCCAUCAUGGUGCUGGAAGGGCUGGGCAGGUCCUUGGACCCCAACCUGGACAUCCUGGACUUGGCCAAACCUUUGCUGCUCAAGAACUCUUCCUCCAAGCGCUCAUAAUCAAACGCUUGGAUGUUCUGAUGCCAAAAUACCUCAACAACUUUUGUCUCUGUAAAUAUCUGGUGAACGAUCACAGUGCAAUGGUACAAGAAGAAAAAGCAGGUAUUUCCUCAUGUAGUGGCAGCGGGUUACUUAACUUCAGAGAGUAUGUGGCAUUGAGAUUAAAGGUUAAGGUGUUUUUUGGUUGUUUUUUUUUUUAAUAACAAUUUUGCAUACGAGGUGCCACAAUAGUUUAUUGGAAGUCCAAAAUCUAGCCUGGGAUUUCGAAUAAAUGUGCUUUUAACAUGGGAACACAGUUCGGUGUAUAUGUGCCGUAGCUUUAAUGCUAAUGAGCUGUUGUGUACUUGAUCCACUUUUGACGUAACUGCACUUGUCCAACAUAAUAGAUGUCAUAUAUUACAGCGGAACAUUAAGGAGCGGGACAGGAGGACACAAACACUAGCAACACUAGCCUGGCUAUGUGAUGCUAAAGUGCUAACAUUGCACUUACAUUUUAACAUUAUGCUAGACGAGCCUAUUCGCUGGAGAAAAACAAAAGCAAACUUAUAGCGCCUACGUCUGUAGUUGACUGACGGAUAAUUGGCAGAGCUUUAUUUUAAGAUGUGUAGAGAAGCCCUUUAAAAAAAAAUUGUACAAAGCUGUUCUCUGAGAGAUGAUAGAUUUUUGUCACGUUGGAACACAAUAUCAAAUUAAAAAAAAUGAAAAGCAUGUGAAAAAUGAAUUGCCUAACAGGGGACCUUUUAGACAUUUAUUAGAGGGGAGGCCUUAAAUUGUACAAAAGCGUUUUCAAAUAUAUAUUUUUGUAUAAUUUUUCCAAAAUGUAUUUAUAUUAAACUACCGUAUAAAUUACUAUGUUUGUGGUUACAGUACACAAUAGGUGCACCGGGGCAUCUUAUUGUGGGGGAUGGCAUCUAUUGCAGUGGAGGCCACUAUUUGAGGAAAUACGGUAAUGCUGUGAGUAGUUUAAAUAGCUUAUUUUUAUGUAAUUUUUAGGACAUGAAUGUCUUUAAUGUUUUUUCAUGUUGUUACACUAAAAUGUCUGACCUGUUACCUCAUAACUUGGUGGGAACAUGCUUUGUGAUGAAACGUAUCCAUCCAUAAUAAAGGGAAU